AUGAAGAAGGCCUAUAAUUCAGCGGAAUGGGGUUAUUUAGAACAAGUGUUGACACAUCUGCAGCUGCCAGGGAGAUUUGUGCAAUGGAUUAUGAAUUGUGUUACAACAGUGUCAUACUCCAUUAUGAUUAAUGGGCAGCCUACAAAGCCAUUUCAAGCUAAGAAAGGAUUGAGACACGGAGAUUCCCUAUCUCCUUACCUAUUUGUGCUGGUUAUGGAGUACUUGACAAGACUAUUGAAGACACUUAAAAAGGAUCCUAAUUUCAACUACCAUCCUAAAUGUGGGAAACUGAACAUAGUGCAAUUGAGCUUUGCUGAUGACAUAUUACUAUUCUGUAGAGGUGAUGCCAUAUCUGUUCAACUACUAUUUCAGUGCUUUCAGCAGUUCUCAAAGGCUUCAGGGUUAGGGGCAAAUGCUGAUAAAAGCUCCAUGUUCUUUGGUGGAGUGCAUGAUGAUAACCAACAGAGGAUAUUGCAAGACUUGGAAUUUAUCAAAGGAACACUACCAGUUAGGAAGAAUUCAGCUAAUCAAGAGUGUGCUAUCUCUAUUCAAGUAUACUGGUCUCAUGUGUUUGUACUACCAAAGAAAUUGAUCCAACUUAUUGAAAGAGUAUGUAGAACACUCAUAUGGACUGGGGGUGUAGAAGUGUCAAGGAAAGCUCUAUUGUCAUGGGAUAGUUUGUGCAAACCUAAAGCAGCAGGUGGUUUAAAUUUGCUGGAUAUAGAGGAAUGGAAUAAGGCAGCUAUAUGUAAACUCCUUUGGAACCUGUGCAUGAAGAAAGAUAGGAUGUGGGUGAAAUGGAUACAUGUGUAUUAUAAGAAGCAGAAUGCAUUGUGGAGUAUUGUACCAAAACAAGCUUCUUGGAUAGUACAGAAGAUUCUUAAAGCCAAACAAUACUUUGAGGAAGCUGGUUAUACAGAUGAGGAUGUAGAGGGGAUAAGCAGCUUCUCUAUUAAGAAGAUGUAUGGGAAACUGAGGGGUAACUUUGAUAGAGUACCAUGGAGGAAACUGGUGCACAGCAGUGUUGGAGUGCCAAAAUGGAACUUUAUUGUUUUCCUAGCUGCACAUAGAAGGUUGAUGACUAAAGACAGGUUGAGGGGUUUGGGCUAUGUGGAAGAUAUAACAUGUUCUUUAUGUAACAGUGAGGAGGAGACAGUGGAUCAUAAGUUUUUUGAAUGUACUUAUUCAUCGAGAGUAUGGACAGCAAUGCUGCAAUGGCAAGGGAUUCAGAGGCAACCAAUGAUGUGGGGAAAUGAACUUGAAUGGGCAGGAAAGUACUAUAAAGGGAGGAACACAACAGCUGAGUUAUAUAAACUCAUACUGGCAGGAACCUUGUACUACAUAUGGAAAGAGAGGAACGGCAGGAUCUUCAAAGGAGUACAACGAUCAGAAGACCUUAUGUUUGGUUUUGGUCCCGAGGGCCUCGGGGUGCAAGCCCGUAGAGUGAUGAAAGGGUCGCAGAUACGAUUAAGCAAGAUCUGGGGAGAGGACGCAGGUGCGAUGGAAUUCCCGCACCUGCGAUGGUUGAAAAAGCGGACUUCAGAGCGCAGAUGCGGUCUUUUGAUCGCAGAAGCAGAGGCAGUGUUUAAGUGA
Messenger RNA from Nicotiana attenuata, 1593 nucleotides. RefSeq lists its product as uncharacterized. NCBI's taxonomy places the organism in Eukaryota, Viridiplantae, Streptophyta, Magnoliopsida, Solanales, Solanaceae. The transcript has 5 exons. The coding region runs from base 1 to 1593 and encodes 530 amino acids. The record is from RefSeq and is a predicted model, not a curated record.